Molecule: messenger RNA, 3132 nt
Organism: Eubalaena glacialis (North Atlantic right whale)
Lineage: Eukaryota; Metazoa; Chordata; Mammalia; Artiodactyla; Balaenidae
Gene: GRHL1
Product: grainyhead like transcription factor 1
Exons: 16
Coding region: 54-1910 (618 amino acids)
Biological process (GO): regulation of transcription by RNA polymerase II
Cellular component (GO): nucleus
Molecular function (GO): RNA polymerase II cis-regulatory region sequence-specific DNA binding; DNA-binding transcription activator activity, RNA polymerase II-specific
Source: RefSeq, a predicted model, not a curated record
CUGUCCCAACCCGAAAGUCCAGUUCUGCGGCCCGGCAGCGGCGAGCGAGCGCGAUGACACAGGAGUACGACAACAAACGGCCAGUGUUGGUUCUUCAGAAUGAAGCACUUUAUCCACAGCGUCGUUCCUACACUAGUGAGGAUGAAGCCUGGAAAUCUUUCCUGGAAAACCCUCUCACUGCAGCAACCAAAGCGAUGAUGAGCAUCAAUGGAGAUGAAGACAGUGCAGCUGCGCUGGGCUUGCUCUAUGACUACUACAAGGUUCCGCGAGAGAGAAGGUCAUCAACAGCAAAGCCAGAUGUUGAGCACCCAGAGCCAGAUCAUAGCAAAAGAAAUAGCAUAUCAAACGUGACUGAGCAGCCCCUCAUUUCUGCUGGAGACAACAGAGUGCAAGUGCUGAAAAAUGUGCCAUUUAACAUUGUCCUUCCCCAUGGCAACCAGCUGGGCAUCGACAAGAGGGGCCAUCUGACAGCUCCUGACACCACGGUCACUGUCUCCAUAGCAGCGAUGCCUACCCACUCCAUCAAGACGGAGACCCAGCACCACGGCUUUGCUGUGGGGAUCCCCCCAGCAGUGUAUCAUCCUGAGCCCACAGAGCGUGUGGUGGUUUUCGACCGGAACCUGAAUGCUGACCAGUUCAGCUCUGGUGCUCAACCCCCAAAUGCUCAAAGGCGUACUCCAGACUCUACCUUCUCAGAGACCUUCAAGGAAGGCGUUCAGGAGGUUUUCUUCCCCUCGGAUCUCAGUCUGCGGAUGCCUGGCAUGAAUUCAGAGGACUAUGUUUUUGACAGUGUUUCUGGGAACAACUUUGAAUAUACCCUAGAAGCCUCAAAAUCGCUCCGACAGAAGCCGGGAGAUAGCACCAUGACGUACCUGAACAAAGGCCAGUUCUAUCCCGUCACCUUGAAGGAAGUGGGCAGCAGCGAGGGCAUCCACCACCCCAUCAGCAAAGUCCGAAGCGUGAUCAUGGUGGUUUUUGCCGAGGACAAAAGCAGGGAAGAUCAGUUAAGGCACUGGAAAUACUGGCAUUCGCGGCAGCACACGGCUAAACAAAGAUGCAUUGACAUAGCUGACUACAAAGAAAGCUUCAACACCAUCAGUAACAUUGAGGAGAUUGCUUAUAAUGCCAUUUCUUUCACUUGGGACAUUAAUGAUGAAGCAAAGGUUUUCAUCUCCGUGAACUGCUUAAGCACAGAUUUCUCUUCUCAGAAAGGUGUGAAGGGGUUGCCUCUGAACAUUCAGAUCGACACCUAUAGCUAUAACAACCGCAGCAACAAGCCUGUGCAUCGGGCGUACUGCCAGAUAAAAGUCUUCUGUGACAAGGGAGCUGAACGGAAAAUCAGGGAUGAAGAACGAAAACAAAGCAAAAGAAAAGUUUCUGAUGUCAAAGUACCGCUGCUUCCCUCUCACAAACGAAUGGAUAUCACGGUUUUCAAGCCCUUCAUUGAUCUCGACACCCAGCCUGUCCUCUUCAUUCCUGACGUGCACUUCGCCAACCUACAGCGGGGCGCUCAUGUCCUUCCCAUUGCCUCAGAAGAAUUGGAGGGUGAAGGGUCUAACUUGAAAAGGGGGCCUUAUGGCUCGGAAGACGAUUUUGUGAUCCCUCCUCCUGCUAAGCUGAGCCGGGUAGAAGAACCAAAGAGAGUGCUGCUCUAUGUGCGAAAGGAGUCGGAAGAAGUCUUCGAUGCCCUGAUGCUCAAGACUCCGUCUUUGAAAGGCCUGAUGGAAGCUAUCUCAGACAAAUAUGAUGUUCCCCAAGACAAGAUUGGGAAAAUAUUCAAGAAGUGUAAAAAAGGGAUCCUGGUGAACAUGGACGACAACAUCGUGAAGCAUUACUCCAACGAAGACACCUUCCAGCUGCAGAUCGAAGAGGCCGGGGGGUUGUACAAACUCACCCUCACCGAGAUCUGAGGGCGCCCCGGCCCACGACUCCCAGUGAGCUCAGGGAAGCUGUCACGUGGGCCUUUGGGUUGGCAAGCCUCAGGUUCCCCGGUCGGCCACCUUCCAAACAUGGGUGGAUGUCAGUGGAAGGGGUUCCUUUCCAGUUGGAGAUGGCGCCGCAUUUGGCUUGGAGAUAGCAUUGACUAUAUUGCAUUGGCGUUUUUCAGAUGACAGAGAAAGCAUAUACCACGAUGUUUGAAUUUUCUGAUAUAAAUACUUAGCAUUAAAGGUGAAAACUUUGUUCCAAGAUUUACUAGAUUACCUGGGAACCUUAAGGUAUCUGCUACGUUAUUUAUAAAAAUAUUGUCUCUUCAGUGCUAGUGGGCCUGCUCACUAGUGCACGUCAGACUCGGUGUAACUAUGGCUGCCUCAGGCUAUGGGCACGGCACCCCAAGAGGACCAGGUGCGCCCUUUCUCCCUCGGCCUCUCAUUCCCCAGUAAAUGUUUACUCCAAUAGGGCAAGUUUCCGAAGUCUUCCUUUGCAACUCUCUUGAACAUAUCAACUGCCUCUCUCAUGAAGAACUUAAACAGUUACAGUGUGCGUCCGUCAAAGCUAAAGCUGCGUGUAUGUAAGUGCAAUACGUCUUGAAGGCCCGUGUCUGUAAAUGUGUACAUACCUGUCUUAUAUAAAUAGAUAAUAUAUACAUGUGGUGUCCGUGUACAUAUAGUGAAGAGAUGUGAUGAGGGCUACCUUAAAGACUUCCUUGAGACGAGAGGAUAAGUUAUUUUCGAUCACCUACACCCAGCAGAUAGCAUACUGCGCUUAGUGGAACCCACUCAGACGCUUUCUUUGCGUUUUCCCAAACACAGCAGUCAUUCAGUAGCAUAGCAAAACCUUCUCAGACGACAGAGAUUCUGUUUGCUCUUGCAAAUGUUAUUAUGUGGAUGUCAGCACUGAUUAACAAAUGAAGUAAAGGAAAAAACACUGCUGCAGCUCAUGACUGCUGUGUCUGCUAGUAUCAGUCAGGUGGACCUGACAGAGGGAAUAAACACAGUAAUCAUAACACGUGCUGUGGUUACUGUGAACUGGGUGACACAACUCAAGAUGGAGUUCUUCCUGAUCUUCCUGUUACGAGAAAUGACUUCUGUUUUAUCAUGUUCCAGAACCUUCAAGCUUUGGUUGUCUAGUAUGCUAACAAUUCUAGAAGGCAUUCAUGAAUUUAUGAGACUGUGUUACUAUGGCAGGGGAACA